UGUAAGUUCGUUUCGAAGCAAGCUGAUUUUGGGACAACAAGAUCUUCCUGUGUUUCCACGAUCCGAAAAGCUAGGAAGAUCCGCACUUUGGAUGCUUAAUCGCGCGGAGCGUUGGGUCUUACACAAGAUCUAAAGACGAUAAACCCCACUGAAUAAGAUCACUGGAAAAAGAAAGUAAUCCUGUAAUCCAUGAUCUCCGCACAAGGUCUACCCUCAAAGAACUGGAUCGCUUUGGUCUGUCUAGGAGAAUAGAAGGCGAUCUUGCCGUUUACCGCUCUUCAUUCUUUAACCUACCACUCAACGCUCUUGUCAACGAACAUCGUAUAAUUUCCUCAUUCACUUCUAAGUGAGGUAGCUCCAUUCGCAUAUCAAAAUCUUAAUCUUUCGCUUUCACAAACUCCACCAGGGAAACGAGAACAACACUUCUUUUUGAGAUAGUGGAGGUUCAAGAUCUAAAACGUCAAGAUGCCGAAAAUCAACGUCGCCAACCCGGAGAGUGGCCUCCAGAAGGUCUUCGAGAUCGAUGACGAGCACAAAAUGAUGCCCUUUUGGGAGAAGCGUAUGGGAGCUGAGCUCCCGGCCGACUCCCUCGGUGACGAAUGGAAGGGAUACGUCGUCAAGAUUUCGGGAGGUAUUCAUUUUCAUAUUAGCAUAUAUAGACUGAUACAUCGUGAAGAGUAGUGGAGGCACUCACAGACAGAGUUUGUGUGUGACUCAUCCGUGAUACUAGAUCCAAGGAAGAUUUCAAUGUUGGGAUUUAGAAAACGCUGGACGAUUCUUGGGUUUAGGUUUUGUUGCUAGACGACCCGCGUUUACCCUAAAUUCAAAUCCAUUUACUAGGCUUUCCUUCACUAAAAUCUAAAACCCCACACAACACAGGUAACGACAAGCAGGGCUUCCCGAUGAAGCAGGGAGUCUUGAAGAACGGUCGCGUGCGUCUCCUCUUCAAGGAUGGCAUGUCUUGCUACCGUGAGCGCCGUGGUGGUAUGCGUAAGCGCAAGUCCGUCCGUGGCUGCAUCGUCGGUCACGACUUGGCCAUGCUCAACUUGGUCAUCGUCAAGAAGGGAGACUCCGAUAUCGAGGGACUCACCAACGCCGUCGCCACUAAGCGCCUCGGUCCGAAGCGUGCCUCCAAGAUCCGCAAAUUGUACUAGCUUCAUUUGCAUAAUAUCCAGAUUCUUUAGAAGGCCUUUAAAAACUCUCAAUGUACUCUUGUUCUAUCUGACCAGAAAGAAACCUAGAAUGAUGAUAAAGUUUUUACUCCUCCAAGACUGUGCACUGUCACACUGGUUGGGAAAAAUUCAACAGUAGGGUCUGAAAAGGUUUGUUUCUCUAAAUCAAGCACUUUUAUCCUCGCCUACUCAAGCGGAAAUGUAUACGUACUGUCAGCAUUCUUCCGUAUCAAAGAGGCAUGAAACCGCUAAAUUACUAAAACGUUACCUUCUUCAAAUUGAUCACCCAAUUUUCUCCGCAGGUUCGGUCUCGAGAAGGCUGAUGACGUGCGCAAGUUCGUGAUCCGCCGCAAGGUCUCUGAGGAGAAGAAGAACACCAAGGCUCCCAAGAUCCAGCGCUUGGUCACUGCUUCCCGUCUGCAGCGCAAGCGUCGCGUCCGCAAGGCCAUGGUCAAGAAGGUCAUCGAAAACCGUGACUUGAAGAAGGAGUACAUCCACCGUCUCCACGACUACCACGUUGCGCAGAAGGAGAAGCGCUCUGCUCUGCUCGCCAAGAAGAAGAAGGGAAAGGCUGCAAAGAAGGCCGCAUAAGAACUUCUUCUGCUUGAUGUCGCCAUGGAGAAAUGAAGUUGUAGGGAAGAAGUCCAGGUUCUAUCACGAAAGAGGAGGAGUACUUUCGUGCUGCAACUACUGCAACUGCUGACGAAGCGGACGAAACGGGGUUGAUUGGUCGUUCGGGACCUAUCUAUCCCUGGUAGUGGAAAAAGAAGAUUAACAGUGAGAGGAGAACACAAACAAUGCUACUACUAUACAACAACGGCUUCUGAACGAUUUUCGGCACGGGAAGACGACAGGAGAAAACAAAUUCUGACCUUCAGCUGGGAAGGUCGCGGGUCACAUGGCCGAGCGAGGCCAGGCACUCUUGUCCUACGAAGAUCAAACGCGUGUUCCCCUGAGUACUGGAGGUCCUCCUGAGCCGUUCGUGAAUUGUCGGUCCAUCAUUAUUCUCUUUGCCAUCAAAUCAGUUCAUCAUAG
This is a messenger RNA of Amoebophrya sp. A25, 2207 nucleotides long. The record is from the annotation of a GenBank genome assembly. NCBI's taxonomy places the organism in Eukaryota, Dinophyceae, Syndiniales, Amoebophryaceae.